AUCCGUUUACAUCUGAGCAUGCGCGACUCAAAUCUGCACUCUCCUCACAUUGGGAUGUGACAGUACGCGUUCUUUAACUGUCUAUGAGUGUACCUGCUGCCUGCCUGUCGUUCUCUGAACCGUCGGCCCAGCGGGUUUGAAGAUGACUGACUUAAUUUCAACGACUUCUUAGCUCCGAGAAACAUACAAACAGGAAGCAGUCAGGCUGCACGCUAACGCUAACAGCGCACUGACAGCACAACACCACCGUCAGCAGUCGUAGUAAGAACUGACAGGUAUGUCUUCGUCCGCCGCACUAGACACCGCCGUUAAAAAGAAGCACGUUCGUUUCGCCAGCAUGGAGGACGACAACGACGACCAGGAGGACACCCUGUUCGACAAAAGGAAGGAUACAAGAAGAGGGCUGAGGAGUGCGCUGAAGGCGGUUAAGCGGGCGACGAAACCUGGAUGCGACGACCGAGUGGAUGUGGUCGGCGGAAGAAGGAGCGGACAUGGCGCGUGCGGCCGCUGGAUGGUCACCCUCGCCCUCUGUGCAUCUUUCCUGGGCUUGGGGAUGUGUAUCUCUGUUCUUGGCCCCACGUUCCAGGACCUGGCUGUGAAUGUGAAAAAGAACAUCAGCAACAUUUCUUACAUCUUCGUCGCCUCUUGCGGCUACAUUGGCGGUCCCUCUUACACGCGUCAUCUUCUCGACUUCAUGAACCCUCAUCUCCUGUUAGGGGUUUCUAUGCUGGUCACAUCAUUUGGAAUGUGUGCGAUCCCUUUCUGUAAGCAGGCUCUGGUCCUCACUGGGCUCAUGUCCCUCAUUGGGAUGUCUAUGGGCAUUCUGGAUACAGGUGGUAAUGUCCUCAUACUGAACACAUGGGGCGAGCAGGCGGGCCCUCACAUGCAGGCUCUGCACUUCAGCUUCGCAGCCGGGGCCUUUGUGUCUCCGAUCAUCGCCAAGCUGCUGUUUGGGCCCGACAGCAACAGCAGCGCAGCUUUAAUAGCAACCAGCUCGACACCUCCUGUCACCACAGAACCAAUCAGCAAAACCCCUGAUCCACACACCUUCUUCCACAACAUCCACAGCAGGACCACCACCUUUAAAUCCAUGUGGGCUUACAUUGUGAUCGGCUCUUUUGUCUUUCUCGUCUCCCUCCUCUUCCUCAUCCUCUACUGUCGCAGCAGCGCGUCACGCGACAAAGCCCCCUUGUCCUCGGGAAAGCCUCUGGUGGCCAAACAUCACAUGGCUCUCGUUGUCCUGCUCUUCUUCUUCUUUUUUGCUUAUGUGGGUGCUGAGGUUGCAUACGGCUCAUUCAUCUUCACCUUUGCCAAGGACUAUGCCCACAUGCCCCAGUCCCAGGCUGCAGGGCUCAACUCGUUGUUCUGGGGGACGUUUGCUGCCUGCAGGGGGUUGGCCAUCUUCUUUGCGGCCUGCAUGUACCCGGGUGCCAUGAUUCUGCUCAGCCUGGUGGGCUCCACCCUGUCCUCUUUGCUGCUCUGCCUCUUCAGCAAGGAGAACGUGGCCCUGUGGGUUUGCUCGGGUCUGUACGGCGCCUCCAUGGCCACCACCUUCCCCAGCGGCAUCUCCUGGCUGGAGCAGUACACCACAGUGACCGCCCACACGGCGGCAGCUUUCGUGGUGGGGGCAGCGUUGGGGGAGAUGGUGCUUCCCGCUCUUGUAGGCUUCCUGCUGGGGAAGUUCCCCAACCAACCCUUGCUCAUGUACCUGUCGCUCAUCACCGCCACCUUCACCUCCAUCCUCUUCCCGGUCAUGUACAAGCUAGCCUCUGCCCCCAGCGGCCAGACCAGGAAGCCCCGCGUCAGGGGCCGGCGAGAAGCCGACGACAGCGAAUACCGCCAAGCGCUGCUGGAUUCAGGCGCCAACGAAGAGGAAGAGGAAGAGGAGGAGGAUCAGGACAACGAGGAUCAGUGCAACGACGCAGACUUUGAGGUCAUUGAAAUGGAUGACACGACCAGUCUCAUCAGUUCACCCAGCAAGGCACCCACUCCUCCUGACGUCACUGGUCUAACAGGGAACUCGGCUGCCUCCAACAGCCAGGCAACGGGGCCUGCAGGUGGAGCCUCUGUCUAAGACACUAUGUCCCUGGUAGGAGACUCCCCCAGACGCAAACUACUGCUCUCUCUGGACAGAGAGAAGUGAGACUGAAACCUCCUGCUGCUCUCUCACUGAACACUAAAAGAGCCAUGUCUCUGCCCAUUUGUUGUUCUUGAACAGUUGAUGAUUAACUGUGCAGUGAAUGCAGCGCUGACUACUGACCGACACCUGUGCAGCUUAGAAACCAUCCAUACCGUGUGCCCAGUGACACACUUCUCCUGGACGAUGAAGGAUCAGAUUUAGAACUGUACUGCUACACUACAGAUUGGUUUAAAUACGCCAUUGCUCCCCUCCACCGGGAGGUCAGUGAGCUGGAGAACAGGUCCCUGCUGGUAGGAUACGGUGCCUUGCUUGGGGAAACAUGAGCAAAGUGAAUGAGAUGAACCAGGUAUGCUCUUUCUUCAUCAGCCCACCCUGCUGCCUAAAAUAGAUGUUUUUAAAAAUGUAAAUUUAUUUUUGAGCGAUUGCAGUGAACAGCAGCAGGACAUGUGUGUAAUAGUUGUAUAAUUUGAAAGUUGUUUUUGAUGAUGCACUUUAGUAGUUUUUUUUUUUUUGUCAUGUAAUGUGCUAAUCUCUAAAUCACGUGUUGUCACUGCGAAUCAUUGACAGAAGGCAUUUUAAUACAUUGACUUUUUAUUAUAUCAAUCUCAAACCUCCACCCACAGCAAUGUCCAUUAAAAACAAACAAAAAAA
Molecule: messenger RNA, 2791 nt
Organism: Etheostoma spectabile (orangethroat darter)
Lineage: Eukaryota; Metazoa; Chordata; Actinopteri; Perciformes; Percidae
Gene: slc60a2b
Product: major facilitator superfamily domain containing 4B
Molecular function (GO): D-glucose transmembrane transporter activity
Source: RefSeq, a predicted model, not a curated record